AUGUCAGCAGCGGAGAUCGAUGGAGACGAAAAGGAUUCAAGACAAGAAACAGACGGAUUUUCAGUGGAAGAGAAUAUAUCUGGCACAAUUGACCCAGAAUCGUCAAAUGAGCUCGAAUCUAAACCUCAGGGUUCUGUAUUGGAGGAAGAUUUGCCUACUACUUCAGGCAGGGAUCUACAGGACACCUAUUUACUAACUGAGCAUGAGAAUGUGGCAGACAAAAAUCAUCAACAAAAACAAGAAGAUGAAGAUAUCUCGGUAAUGCAAAUAGAGUUGGAUGAGAGUAUGGAUGAAUUUCAAAAAUCUGAAACCUUCAAAAUGGUAGAAGAUAGCACCUUAGAAAAAAAAGAGUCAAACUUCCAUGACGACAAGGAGAAUGAAGACCGUAGCAUAGUCGACAAGGAGAUUGUAACCGAUAAUCUUGAUGAGAGUAAGGAUGAAUUUCAAAAAUCUGAAACCUCCAAAAUCGUGGAAAACAGCACCUUAGAAAAAAAAGAUUCAAACUCCUAUAACGACCAGGAGGAUGACGAGGAGAAUGAAGACCGUAGCAUAAUCGAAGAGAUUGUAACCGAUAAUCCUGACAGGUAUUUGCAACAACAUGAUAACAACUUCGAACAAAUCGCUCAUGUAAACAAUACUAGUGAAGUGGAGGAUGCACCUUCACAUAUUGAUGGCAAGGGAAGCGAAGGGACCACAGAACACUUUGAUGACGUCGAAGGCCGGGAAAGUGGUUUUCAGGAAGGACAGGAGAAUUAUGACGACGAGGAAAACCGAUCAAUUCCAGAAGUGGUUGAACGAGAUGGACUUAAAGAUGAGGAGAAAAGGUCGGAAAUGGACAAUGUUUCAUUGCAUUCUGAAAUACACGACGAUGAAGGCGCUCUUGCGCGAGAUGAGGCAAAAGAUAGUCAUUCAAAGGAGAGGGCCACUUACGAAUCUUAUUUGGAAGACGACUUCCUUGCAAACGAUAGAGUUUCAGGCGGUUUCUAUGGUGACGAUGACUUAUCAUCGAUAUUUUCCGAUGACGGUCGCGACAUGUCAAACAUACUUCAAGAAAACAGGAUCCUGAAAGAGGCCAUGAGGCAGCUUAGGAACGAUAACCCCGAUGGAUUCACCGACACCGUCAGCGAAACUUCAGAUGAAAUUGAUGAUUUUCAUUCGUACCCGUACGGAACCGGUACCGACCAUAAAUUGCAGACCAGCAAGUGGAUGGCGGACAAAGACUUAAGCGACGCAAGGAUCAAUGAGAUGUUGCGAGAGAAGAGGGAUAACCAGGCAAAAAUACGACAGAUUGAGAGAGAAAAAGCGAUCUUUGAACGAAGAUAUAGGCAGGACAAAAUAGAAAGGGACUUCCUCGAGGAAAGAUUCAAUUUAAAGUCCUCUCAACUCGAGGACGAAAUACGGAAUUUAAAACACGAAAACCAACGGCUAAAGCGAGGAAAUACACAAGGAAAAGUUACGACUCCAAGUCUUGGAGUAAAGAGUUUUGAAAGCACAAAAGAACCGGGAAUUGCUUCCCUAAGUAAUGAUAAUAAUGGCCGCUCUCCCGGGCAAAAUGGCUAUGCUUUAGAUAUCGCCAUCUUAGCAAAAGAAAAUGAGAAAUUAAGUGAAAUAAUAGACCACCUGCAUGACGCCCCCAUGAGUGAUCCACUCAACGACUUCGUUGAGAAUUUAGACAAAUAUGUUCCCAAAGAAGAAUACGUGAGGCUAGAAAAGGAAAAACUUAAGUUAGAAACAGCAUUAAGGGAGAAAGAACGGAUGCUGAAGGAUCAGGAGAGAUUGAUGGAAGAGAUGAAAUUUGACUUAGAGGAAGAAAUGGAAAUCCUGAAAGACAACCUGAAAAAGGCAGAAAAUAAGAACAAAGAGAAAGCCAAAUUAUUGAGUCAGAAUGACAUUAAGAUGGUGGAUAUCAAAGCUAAGUUUACAGAAAAAGUAAGCAAGCUCGAGUCUAAAUUAGAACAAGAAGUUUUUAAGAAAGAAAAACUUGAGUCGGUUAUUGUCAAUCUGAAGAAGUGCAACAACAGCUUUGAAAAAGAAAUCCAUGACAUGAAUAAUCGAGUUGAAAAACUACAAAAACAAGAACUGGAGGUGGAAGCCAAGACUCGUCGAAAAAUGGAGGACUUGCAAGAACGCUUGAGAAAAGAAACAGAGGAAAAAAACAAGCUCAGUCGAAAUGUCGAAGCUCUACUACAAGACUUAAUGCAGCUGAAAAGUAAAAUGCUUGAAGAUUCGGAGAAGCACGCCAAAGAAAAAGAACUGUUAAGAGAAUCGGUUGAAACUGAGAAGGCAAGAAUAAUUGCAGGACGAGAGAACGAAAACUGGCGACUGAAGGCUGAACUGGAUGAGGAGAGGAAAAGAAAUGAACAGCUAAUUAGAAGAAUGGCAGAUAUUCCAAGAGAAACGAUCGCUUCUGUAAUGGAAAGCACGACGGAGUCGGGUAUUUUUGAGGGUGCUUUCAAUGACAUGGAACCAGAAGGUCUUUUAGAGAGCACUAUACAAGAAAAGCAGUAUAACGAGCCAGAGAGGGAUAACAUUGUUUCAGACAUGAAUGAAGGCCGCGCUAAAAGUGAAGAACGGUCAUGGAAUAGUACCACACUCACAGAAGAUAACAGCGGUGACACCAACAGACUGCAGAAGAAAGUCUUGGAAGUAACAAAAUACAACAGCAUUAUGAAGCGAAGAAAUAAAGAGAUAGAAGAAGAGAACAUCAAUUUGAAGGAAAAGAUAGAGAGGGUAGGUAGAGAUGUGACUAAGAUGAGAGAACUCGAGGAUAAAAACGAAGAGCUACAAGAAGAAAUUGCUCGAAACAUAAAGAAGCGAAGCGAAAUGCAAAAGAAACUGGACGACAUGAUUGAAGAAAUCGAUGAUAUCACCAAAAAUCUGAAUAAAGUAGAAGGGAAUAAUGCCUAUCUCAGCGACGAAGUUGAACGGCUAACAAAGAAGAUCAAAAUGAUGGAGGAAGAGUUUGCCGAUGAGAAGUCCAAAUUAACAUCAUCUAUGGAACUGGACAAGAAAAACGCAAUCGAUGAAACUGAAAGACGUCUGGAAGAGCAAAAGGCAAGAGGCAAGAAACUGGACAAUGAAAUAGAAGAUCUCCAAUGCGAUAUAAGGACUCUUAAAGACGCAAAAAGGGCAGCAGAGGAAAAAUAUGUGAACGACACGAAAGAACUCGUCGAAAGGCAUAAUUCGGAGCUAGCUAAAGAACGAGAAAGGUACCGACAACUGCAGGAUGAGUUGAAUAACAACGCUGGAGCUGUUCGUAGGGUAACUGAGGAAUGGGAACAGAUGCUCCGAAGUGCUGUGUCCAGAUACGAAGACGACCUGCAGAAGAAUGAAGAUGAACGAAGGAAAUUGGCAGAUGAGUUUCAACGCCAGAAGGAGGCCAUGAAGUCUCGAUUUGAGAAAGAAAAAGCCAAGUUGGAACAACGCAUUAUAGAAAUUGAAAGAAAUGCAAGAUCACCACCAGACGCCAUUAGUAGUUAUCAAGAUCUACAAAUAGACCUCUUCUAUGACCAAGUAUCUCAGGGAGGUUAUAAUGAGGACGAAAAUUAUGCCAUAAUUGAUAUUGCCGAGGCAAAUGACAAGAUAAAAGGUCUUCAAAACGAGAAGCAGAAACUUGAACAGAAACUAGUUCAAAUUCAUAGGCAGUACGAAAAACAAAAAACUGAUUUGGAAAAAGGACAGCGAGAGGAAACGCAGAAGCUCGAGGAGGCACUGAAAGAGGAUUUCAAAAGAAGAAUGGAAGAAAACAAGAAAUACUAUGAAGACCACUUGGACGAUAUCCGACGAAAACACGAGAAAGAGGAGGCAGAACUAGCUGAAAGAUUUAAAAAGGAGAAAGGAGAGCUGGAAGAGAAAAUAAAACAAGAUUUUUCGAAUAAUUUGUCUUCUAGGAGCACUGGUCUUGAAAACAAGAUACAAGAUCUCGUUUCUCAGAAAGUACAAGAGCAAAAAGAAAUAGCAAAGAAAACGGAAGAAAAAUACAACACGGCACUUGCACAAAUGAAAACUAGGGUAAAAGAAAUGCAGAGUGAAAGGAAUGAAAUGAAAAGAAGAUUCGAAAGAGAAAAGAAUGUAUUGGAGGCCACGAUACAGGCAUUAACGAAAGAGCUUGAAAAAGGAAAACAGGAAAAGAAGGAUCUAAAAAAGAAACAGAAGAAAGACAAAGCAGAAAUGGAGGAAGCUUUUGAAAAUGAAAAGAAAGAGAUGAGGCAGAUAUGGGAAAAGUGUAAACUUGACACAAUUAAUCAAAUCGAAGAAGAAUGGAUAGAAAAAGUGAAGAGUGAAAAUGCAAAAUCUGAAAUUUUAAGGGAAGAACUACGCGGAGAUUUUGAAGCAAGGAUGAAACAAAUGAAACUGAAGUUUAAAGCAGAAAAAGCAGAGCUUGAGAAACGGCUGGCAAACGCUACCUCUGAGGCUAACUCUCUUGCAGAAGCUAAGAAGGACAUGGAGGCCACAAUGGAAGAGGAUUAUAGGCGCAAACUGCAAAAGGAAAAAGAAAACAUUGAAAGCACACUACAAGGUCUCCGCCAAGAGAUAGCACGGCUGCAAGAGCACAGGAAACAACUACAAAGUCAAAUGUCUAACAGAGAAGGUCGCGCAAACGUUAGUGUUCCGUUACCAAUGGAAAAUAAUGCACAAGUCUUAGCGAAGUUGGACAAUGAAUACCAGGAGCAGAUAAGGAGAGAAAAGGAACAUCACGAAGGCAGAAUGAGAGAAAUGGAGGAAGAGAUCGAAAAGCUCCAUGUCGAUCUUUCCCAAAUGAAAACCAAAGCCCGCCAAGAAAAAAGCAAGGUGAAAGCAGAAUUUGAAAGGGAAAGAGAAGAGAUGGAGGAGCAGUUCGAAAAAGAGAGGAGCGAGUGGCGGACGAGGAUGAACUUUAUCGCAACGAUACAACCUGGGGGAUCACAAAGAGUAAGUAUUUCGCUCUCGCCAUACUUCAUUACAUUGCCGUAAAACAUAAUUGUAUGUUUGCUGUUAUUUCCUCAGAGAUCAGCUCACUUUGAGAGACGUUCACGCGAUCUGCGGGAGAGAGAAUUGUACCACAGCGAUAGAAAUCCUCACAGAAUGCAGCACAGUGGGGAAGCACGAAGUCAACAACAUUAUGAUGUGUUGUCUUCGACUGGUGAACUGUAGAUUAAUAUGACCUACGUGAUUGUACAUGUAGUGAUUAAUUGCUGGCCCCUACUCCAGUGGUGGCAGCUUAUGUUUGGAAACAAUUCCUUAAUUGACACAAACAGAAAUGAAUGAGAAACAAUACAAAAGGAGCAUUAUAUUCGCUUGGUUAGGCCUGUCUUUCGGUAUUACUCUGGUAAAUAUUGGAGUCAAUCUCAUUGGGUUUAAACUUUUAACUGAAGCCUUUUGCUCUACACAGGUACUCGUAAAAUAGGGUUUUUCCGUCUCAGGCGGAAACGUACUGGUAGCAUCAAGUAAUCAAUUUUAAGUGGUCAAGGAAGAUAAAAAUUGAAAAAAAAAACGAGCCGGUCAGGAGACAUAACAAAUCAUUUUCAGCUGAUUCUAAAAAGGAAACGUAAAUUAUUUGAUCCGAGAACACAAUGUUGCAAAUCCACGAACAUGUUUUUGCAUGCGAUUGCAUCUACACGUACAGUACUCUGCACGAUAUUCGUAAGCUGUUUUGAAUGAUUCUUUCGGAAUCGUUAGGUUUGAAUAGAAACAUUAUUUAAGGUCAUCAUUUCGUGGUAGAUUUACAAUUGCGAAAAGAAGUAUAUCUUAGGGUGAGUUAAUACAGUGUAUUUUGUUUUGAGGAGGAAUAAAUUCUUACUUAUCUGGUGAACUGCUGUUUUUAUCAUGUGAUUUCCUUGUUUUUGCACUUCUCUUACGUACUGUGGAAAUAAUUAACGAUGAGCUGGAAGGUCAGAGAAAGAUCAGUUUGUGCAUAUUAGUUUAUGCCUGUCAGCCUCACGUUUCUGUUCAACAUCAUUUCAAAAGUUAACAAAGUUAGGAUUACAUUUGGAAAAUAUGAUAUAACCAGUUCGAUUCCUGUUUGAAUAUUUUUUUCACCCUGGUUAUCUGUAUGUUUGGCUAUCAAAUACAUAAUAUUUGAAAGAAAUGCCAAUCGAAUCAAAGGGGGCGCACUUGUGUAAAGAGAGGCAAGAAAGUUAAUAAUCGUAAAGAAAGAAUUGGAUUAUCGAAUAACCGUUACGGCUGAUUUUACAUCUUUUAAGUGUUGAAUGCUAUAUAGACAAUACAACUACUCUCUCCUUUUGUCUUAUCGUUUCCUUUUUUAUUUACCUUAGAAGGUGCCAUCAUUUACAUUUCAAACUAGAAAUAAACUGAGAGCGAAUGACCCCCUAAGGUAAAAUUGGAAUCUUGAGAAGGAAUGUGUGCAUUUUAUUUUGUGAUGAGCUAGAUUUGGCCAGCAUUAGCAACGCUGCAGAUAUUAAUCCCUCGAUCAUUACCAUUAAGCACACAAACGAAAACAUUGACAGCUUUCUGUAAGCAAAACGCACAUCUUGGCACGGAAAAUCACUUGUAAGUUCACUUAACAAUGUCGGCACAUCUACCAAGUACGCAACAAGAAGCACUAUUUGCGGCUGAAGUCAGAUAUAUACCUUUCAUUCGUCAUGACCAAAAACGAAAUAUUAAAUUGUUCUAGAGUGAAAUCACUAUUCCGCGAAUAGCACACAAUUAUAUUAAUUUUCCCACAAAUCAUUCAGAGUCUCUGAUCAGUUUUGCCACACAACGUUCUGAGAUUCGCGUCAUUCAGUAGUCAUAAACCCGAUCCAAAGCGUUUCUUCUCGAUGACGCUGAUCAGGACUAUUCAUGGAAUAUUUGAGGUUUUGAGCGGUCCAAUAACAUUGGUCUGCAGCUUGCCACCUGCUAUUCACAGAUAUUUCCCAACUUAUCGGUCAAUAAAGGAAAUAUCAAACAGAAAAUAGAAAAGGAUGUGCCCUUCGGUUUUACAUUUUAAAAUGGCUUUACUGUUUUGAAUUGUCGUGGAAGAAUCGUUAUUAACAAAACAAGUUGGACUUGCAGCAAGACAAGUAAGUAAAGGAUAACAACAUCCUUUUUUUGCAUCCUGCUGAAGUUGCCGAUCGAUUUUUCUUCACCCGUUCUUACUGCUUAUGAUAGCUUUACAGCAUUGUUAUUAUUUUUCAAUUUUCACAUUCCUGUGAGUGAAAAGGACGUUGUCUUUUUUUUAAUUCCCCUGUACACCACGGUGGAAAAUUCAUAUUCUGUCUUACUGGACGCAUACAAAUGAUCUAGAUAAUGAAUCUUACAACUCAGGACAGACGCAUACAAAAGUGAAAGACUAAUUUUUUCGGUUAAAAGCAACUGCAUCACAAAGUUGUGCUUUUUGACGAAAAUAUUGUGAACAUGAAACAGCAAAAGAAACCGUAAAACACUGUGAAAAGUGAAUUUGUCAUAGGACUACAGAUACAUCUUAUGACACAAAAAUCUCCUCUCUUGCCGAAUCAAGUCUUCCAUAAUUUCACUCGAUCAACGUCAUUACCCUAGGAAAAUAACGAUAGAAUGACAAAUGUUCAAAUUUCCCGAUUUGAGAGUGAUUCCUAUUCCUUGUUGGAGAGUAAAAUGGCCCCAAAUAAUAAACAGACGCUGUGGUCGACUGUAACGCCAAUGCAUGAUGCGUUCUGUUUGAAACCAAUUAAACCGCACAAGCGAACCAUCAGAGACACAACACAGAUAAAUCAUCAUGAGAAGAUACUUAAAACAAUAAACGAUGUAAACACUACUAGACGAAGAAAAAACUACCAGUUCGGGCCCCUAUAACAGCUUUUCGCUAGCCAUAUCAAACCAUAUUAAGAGUAGUACUUAGUUUUGAUGUCGUUUAUCUGACAAAAGGCACAUUGCAUCAGGUUCGUUUGCUCAACUGACGUUUGUGUAAGUAACUGAUAUAUAAAAUUCCAAACCUCAGCGACGGUCUAAUGACAUCUUGAAACUAUAGAAUUGUACUCAGCUCGGUAUGAUCUUGCCCUUUCGGUAUAUCUGUUUAUGGCUCAUGGAAUAUUAUCAUUUUUAGGAGAGAAUUUAUAUUUUUCUUCCAAAGUUUAAUAUUUUCUUGAGGUUGCUGUCACUAAAAAUUUGGAGUAAAGUAAGGAGAUGAUCUCGCGCUUCCCCUAUAAACGGAUGUAAUAACAAAACUUAUACGACAGUAACAGCUGUCUCAAAGCCAUAACUUAACCCCUAGUAAUACUCCUUUUCGCUAGAGCAAGAUUACAGCCUUCACCCUACCCUCUUCCCAUAGAUGUUAUAGCCGUGCAAAGUCUGGAAAACCAUACAAAAUACUGCGGCCGUACCUGCAAUAUACAGGCGUCCAAUCAUAAUUAGCAUAAGCAGAAAACUGAAUUUAUGUCACAGAGUCGAGAAGUUCGCUCAUUAAACGUCUUCGUUACACUUCUUGCUAUUAAUGUCGAAAAAAAUUUGAAUUUUACUGGAAGAGUUAUACGGCUUUCGGAGAUCUAGCAAACCUCUUCCGUGAUUUGAUUCACACCUUAAUGAUUUCAGACCAUUCUCAGCAAAGUAGUGCUGAGCUCAAGCGACAACAGUCUCCGAAAAACAAUUAGUGGCGAGGAAAAAAUUUGUCCACUGCUAAAACAUUCUCACCUUUUCGUUUAUGAAGAUCUUCCUUGCGGUUUAUCGAUCCCUGGUGUUUACAGAUGUGUCUUUUUUACAUGAACGAUAAAAAAAAACACCAUAUGACAUCUUAAGUGCGAAGGUCUUUAUCGUGACUUCUUGUCUAAAAAAAAUCAGUAAAUAUCUACCGCUCGCUGCACAGAAAAUAUCUUCCUGGUUUAAAAAUCACAAUAUCUGUUCAUUUAUCCAAUAUGGCUGACAAUUAAAAUUCAAAUGUUCUCCAAACUUUUAUUAAAUAAUUUCAAUGACUCACAUUUUUUUAGGAAUCUGUUCAAACAUCCCUAUGGCCCCGGAAAGGUCUUAAUGUGAUCUUAAACUGAUGCUGGUGGACUCCUACCGCAACAAAAGUAUGCCAAUUUAUAUGAAAGACCUUUGCAGAUCACUAUUUCAGACUAGAACACGACCAAUUCUCAUCUUCUUUAUCCUCGUGAAUUUUAUCAUCCACGUGAGAAUAAAAAACUCAGAACUCAGCCCUAUUAUCAGUGCUCAUUUUGUUUUUAGAAUCACGCUUUGAUUGAUAAGCUGUUUAAUUGUCAUGUCAUCUUCGAUAAUUGAAAAUAGUAAUUAUUCAAUUUUUUGAAAACCUUCAGCUACAAGGCAGAAACGAUGAACGCAAAAUCGUUUCAAUUAAUCUUGGUGUGUGGACUUCGCGUAAUUUCAAAGAAUUAUGGGGAAAAAUUGAUUAAAAGUUCUAAAUUUUAACACCAAGAUGUGAAAUUAUGGGCAAAUAAACGAGAAAGCAUGUCAAAUCAGUGGCGUGGAGAGUAAAAAAGAAUAAUUGUAUCAAGACUAUGACAAAUUAUAAAAAUGUCUGUUACAAUAUUAUUUCAUGGAGCAGGUAAAACCUUAAGAGCGGGUAUCAACAUAAUUUUUCUAAUUUGGCUCUGUGUCAAAAGGGUGCUUUAAAUUACUAAUUAAUGUUUCCAUGGUAACCAAGUAGCUUCUUAACAAUGAUAUACAAACGCCGAAAUGUGAAAUAAAUUUCCAUAAGCACAGAGCGGUACAAGUAUAUGAAUAUUAAGCGGGGAUAAAACAACGUCAAAAAAACAAUAGCAUUCUCCCAAAUAUGGUAUUUUGGAGUUUGCACAGUUGACAUAAUUAUAUUUUACAGGUCUGAUUAAAAUUCUGCAUGGAACGCGACACAUUUAUCAUUGCAGUGGUACGUAGAUGCCACUGAAUAUCUAAAAUAUAUUUUCUCAUUUUUGCGUAGACGAUAUGGGGUAAAGACAAACACGAUGGAGAGUUCACAACAGAGUGUAGAAAAUUUGGAAGUUGAACUAGAAACGACAACUGGUAGCCUUGAAACACGCACGAAAGAGAAUUAUCGACACGAAAUAGAAGACAUAGUAAGAGGUUUUAUUAUUGAGAAAGACAUUUUGGCCCAGAGCCAUGAAGAGGAAAUACGUCGGAUGAAAAACAGCUUUGAUCUGGAAAGAAAACAACUUCUGCAUCAGCUGGAAUUGGACAAGGACCAAAUGAUAGAAACUUCAAGAAUAACAGAAUCCACAGCGAAUGGUGUCGCUUUCGCCGUUUCGGAUACAGUUUCUCACGACACCGGUCAAAUUCGCUCUUUUUCAGGCGCGGAGAGCUUAGCGGGCGCACAGCGGUUGGGAAGCUUUCAACCAGUUUCUAAUGGGGGCCAUGAUAUUUAUGAUGUGGAUUCCAAUUUAAUACGCGAAAUCGCAGAGGUAUAUCUACGAAUAAAUAAUGGUCCUUUGACCAGCCAGAUGCAUCCAGAACUAGACUUGGAGGAUAAAUAUGAGAGAGAAAGGGAGUCACUUGAGAGGACCUUCCACUUAGAAAAACGCGAGAUUAAGCGAAAAAUGGAGGAGGAAUAUCAACGCCGGUUAGAACAAGAAAGAAUGAAGUACGAGGCAAAUAUAGCCGAGAUGAAGACAACUGUUUCUGAGCUACAUUGGCAGAAGAGAGAAGCUGAAAACCACCUCCGUCACGAGAAGGAGAAAUGGGAAAUGAAUUCGGAAAGGGAUAAAAACGACAUCGAGAAAAAGUACUUGCAGAUGCUUCAAGAUACGCGACGAAAAUUGGACGAAAAGCAUGGUAGUGAGCUGGAGAAACAAAGAGAGAAAUACGAAGAAAACAUUUCUGACUUACAGAUGGAUAUUUCGAAGUUAACGUUACAGCUGAAGGAGCUAAACGAUAAUUUGAAUCAAGAAAAAGACAUAAUAAUGACCAAGUUCGAAAGAGAGAUAAAAGAAAUGGAGCAGGCUUUUUUAGAGCAGAGAAGCUCCUUAAAGGCUAAUUUCGAGGCAGAGUUUAUGAUGCGUCUUGAAAAUGAAACUUCACUUCUCAAAAAUAUCAACGUAAAGCUAAAGGAAGACUUGGAAAUCGUGGAAAAAGAAAGAAAAGAAAUGGAGAAGAAGGGUAAAGAAGAACGACGAAAGCUUGAAGAAAGGUUUGAAGAGGAAAUAUCGGAAAUGGAGCAGAGGUACUCUGAAGAAAAACGAGCUUUGAAACUGAAACUCGAAGAGAGAUACCAACUUGGACUUGUCAGAGAAAAGGGAGGAUUAGAGGAAACAAUUCAAGAAAUGGGCGAGGAAAUCGCGCUUCUGAAACAAGAGAAUGCGCAGAUGGAACUCACAUACGCCGAGAGGCGGGAAGAACUUCGAAGGCAGUUGGAGAUGGAGAGGGAAGACAUGAGACGAAACAUUACUAUCGAAAGGGAAGAGGUGCGCAUUCGAAUUGAAAAUGAGUUAUCGCAGAAGUUGAUGCUAGAAAAAUCGACUCAAGGCGAUAUCUUCCAACAGCACGAGAGAGAUGCACUCUUACUUAAAGCUAAGUGCGAUGAUUUUGAGCGACAGAUGUCGGCACUGACCCAGGAGCGAGAUGUGUUGAUACGAGACUGUGCAAGGCUCGAGGAAAAUCUGAGAAGCAAGGAGAUACGUCUGACGGAUAUGAACGAUGGACGGAUUUCGAACGCAGAGGGGUGGGACAGUGGCGCCAAACUGAAGGAAAUAAUCCGUGUAAAGGACAAUGAACUGGCAGCUAUAAAGUACGAGAAUCAGCAACACGAACUGAGUCUGUCAGCGAUGAGACGUGAAAAGAAUGAUCUCCAAGACGAGAUAGCCAGCUUAAAGCGGCGAUUGUCUAACUCAACGGAGCUUUUUGACGUUAAAUUCGGAAGCAAUGAAAGCGGAAUGGCAUCUUUAGAGGAGAGUUUGAGAAGAAAGGAAGGCGAGGUGAGCUCUUUGCAAAGAGAGAAGUAUGAUCUUGAGAGUCGACUAUCAUCCAUACAGCGAAAAAAUGAAGAACUAGAAGAUGAAAUUGCAACACUGAGGCGCAAAAAGUUGGACGUUGAAGAUGAAAUCUCUGCUUUGAAACGAGACAAAGCUGAAUCUGACAGUCAAAUGGGAUCACUGAAGAGAGACAAAGCAGAUCUUGAGGACCUUAUCACCAAUCUAAAGAGAAAGCAAGGGGAAGUUGAAGACACCAUGUCUAUUAUAAAAAGAGAAAAGGCAGAACUUGAACAUGAGAUCUCCAUCCUAAAACGGAAUAACACGACGAUGGAGAUUGAGGUUCACAGACAGUUCAACGAUCAACGAGAGAGAUCCCGUACUACGCAUCGCGAUCACGUCACGCAAGACAAAAUAACGCCGAGCGCUACGAGAGAGACCCUCUUCCAAUCACAAGACAGCUUUAUUUUAAAUAAUGGCGAUCACGGUUCUGAUCUUGAUAGGGACGCUGAUAAAUUGCAAACGAAAGUGUCUGACUUGCUAAGGCAACAAAAGGACUUAGAAAGCGCCAUACGAAGAUUAAGCCAAGAAAAGUCUGACCUUGAGAGGGAUUUAAGAGUACAACUCGAGUGCCGAAGAAAUGUACUACAUCAGGCCAACGAAAGCCCUUUACAAGAAGAUGGCAAAGAGGACAUUUGGGUGUUGCAGAGACAAAAAGACGACUUGGAAAGGGUGAUAACCUCCUUAAAGAAAGAACAACUUAAACUAGAAAGUGCGGUUUCUCAGUAUCACGUACAAGAGACAAGUUUGGAAGGGAAAUUGAACGAGCUAAAGGAUCACAAGGCGAAGAUGGAGCUGGAAAUCCAAGCACUGAACCACAAGAAACAAACGAUUCAAAAAACGAUUGACGUUCACCAGAGAGACAAACGAGAGGUAGAUUGGAAAAGAAAGUUACCUUCUGGGAUCCCUCGACUCAAGACUGAUAGAACUCAGGAAGACAACAACACAGAUCAACAGAUUACUGACCUGCAACAAGAAAGGGAUGACUUGAAAAUGCAACUCGUACAGCUUCAAUCAGAAAUAGUCACAAAGAAUGUUCACUUCUCUGAAGAAGCCCUGCAAACUGAAGAAAAAGAAGUUCUAGAACUAACUAAGAUUCGCAAAGAGCUGGAGAAGGAGAUAACUCUUCUGAGGAGAAACAAGGCCGAAGUGGAAGCUGACAUCAUUGUCGUGCAAGAAGCUUUUAGGCAAAGAGAGAAUGACGUCGAUUAUUUACGAAAAGAGAGAACGGAUCUGGAGCUGCAGAUCACAGCACUAGAAAGCCAAAUCACACGGCUGGGAGCUGAAUGCUCUGUGAUUAAAGAUGAGCGAGACAAAGAUGAGAACGAGGUUGAUAAGCUACGCAGAGAAAAGGCUGAAUUGGAGAGAGACGUUUUUAGUUUACAAAGCCAGCAACGGCACCUUGAGACGAAUAUUUCAGUGGGCGAUGAGGCUUGGAGGAAAAAAGCCAUAGCAACAAAUGGACUGCAAACAAAUGUCCAAGACAUCACUAACAAUCUGGAAACUUUGGCGAGGCGAAAAGAAGAUUUGCAAGCAGAAAUAAUAAAGAUCAAAGCGACAAGAGAUCAAGAGGAAAGAGAGAUGCAACAACUUCGCAGAGAAAAGUCCGAAAUUGACGUUCAGUUGUCCGUGUUAAGGGCGGAGUCUAACGAACAAGAACAAGAGUACAGGCCAGAGCAUGAAACGCAUGAUAAAGAGGGGUAUUUGGGAUCAAGGACUAACGACGUUUCUACCACACAGGUGAGAAACAUAAACGGUGCUUGUAUUUCUUGUCUACCUUUCUGUUUGUUUAAAUUUCAAUUUGUAAGGAGUGGGAUGGGAAUUUGGCGAUAUUUCAUCAAUUAUUACGGACUAUGAUGCAACGUUUUUGGAUGCUUUUGAUUCGUCAGAUCUGACAAAUCUAAAAGAACUCUCUCUCCGUUGUGCUAACAGAGACCAAACGAGUAAGCAUAACCAAGCUACGCCCCUCUGCGUAUUUUCCAAUAUUUGGCACUCGACACUCGCGAGCGGUUUGCGGCCACCCACGCAGAAGUGAAAAAGUGCUAAAUACACGUUUGAAAAAUGUGACAACGGCUCAAGCAACCUAUAUCGUGUUCUUUUUUAAAGAGUCGGGUUUUUGCUUAAGGCAAAGGUUGAUAAGCCUAUUGACCUUUUUUUAUCAUUUACAGGAAGAACUAAAAGACUGGCUGAAACAAAAACAAGAUCUGCAGUCAGAAAUUUCAAAGAUCCAAACCCUAAAAAGCAACGAAGAAGACGAUUUGCUGAAUCUUCGACAGCAGAAAUCAGACAUGGAGAUGUAUAUUUACGAUUUGGAAAUUAAAAAACAGAGUCUUGAAAUGGAUGGGCUGUAUUCAAGAUCCGAGAGACAAGAACUAAGAAACGCACCAGAUCGAACGGAAGUAGAGGUGGCUUUCACAAGCGAUCGCCAAUCAGAUAAAAGUGAGGUUGACAAUUCACAAAACUACCAUACUUCACAACAGCAUGUAUCACAUCAAACAACUCCAUUCUCAUCAUCAGAUAGUUAUCAGAUGACUUAUAAUAAUUCCGAUACCUCCAUUAAUAAUUCAUAUUUGCACAUCAAUCACCAACAACGCGGUCUUUCAUCUGAGACUCUCUCGACAAACCAAAACAGUUCUACACUCCACGAAGACUCCACCAAGGAAGACAACACCGUGGUCUCAUUGAGACGGGAGAGGAACGAGUUAGAAAGCCAAAUCUACGACAUGAGAAUACAGCUCACAAGACUGCAUGCAGAAGUGACGAGUCUGGAAAACAGAAGGACUGUUCUAGAAACGGUGCACCGGGAAUACGCUACCGUUGAUUUGGAAGUAAAGCUGACAAAAGGCCAUGCUGUUGGAGUUGACACUGAUCAGGACUGCAACGCCGCAAGAUCUAUGACCGAGGUAACGGUCAUUGUUUACUAACAAAUGAAUAAGAGUAUCAUGUUAGGGGUACACGGAUCGGCCCACAGUUGACACAGUUGAUGGUCCUCGUCUUAGCUGUAGGAUUUUCCUCCGGAUUUUCCGGAAAGGCGAACCUCCUUAACACUCCAAAUUAUACAUUUGACCAGGAACCAGUGCAUGCCUCACUCGUAAAUCCCUAUUUUGUUUUAAUGCAUUACAAAUUCACACAGUCUUUACCGGUGGUGACAAAGCUAACAAGACAAAAUCUUAACACGUUUAUAUAUUUGAACAAACUAUACUGAAUAUCCUAAGUAGUUUCAAGAUUUAAUAUUCUGAAAAUUAUGCAAUUGAAAACUUCCAAGAUCAAUCUUGCGGUUGCACACAAUUUGGGCACUUAAAUUCACGUGCACAGAAGUUUUACACGUGAUGAAUGAAAACAAGUUACUAUCCCCAUGAGCUUAAAAAAAGAGACAAAAUUUGCUCUUAAUUAAUAUAGAACUGUAAAAAAGCUGCUUAAUAAAUAGAAACCUUAGUCCUCUGAAAACAUUUGCAAUAAUUAAUUAUUUCUCUCUUUUUGAUGUUUAGGAUGAGAAAGAUAUUUUAAUUCAAGAAUAUAAGGAUCAAAUUCGACAACUACAACAGCAAAAGCUUGAAUUAGAACAGAAAGUAAGCCUACUGGAGUGGCAGCUUGAAAACAUGAAACAAAAGCUGGAGCUUCAGGAAAUAACCCACCGACGGGAAAUGAGCACUUUGAGUGAAAAGGUACACUUAGAACAAUCUUGAUUACUAAUCUUCACAUUUAGCAGGAUUCAAUAUAGUUUUUUACAUUCAAAUUCUAUGGGAAGACCUUCGUUAACUAACACCUGUUGUUGGUUCUGUUUUCAUGGAAGGCCAAUUCAAAAUCCUGGCAGAAAAAAUCUCUUAUAUGAAAGCAAACGCAAUCACAUAUUUCAGGAUUGAAAAUGGGAAAGUAUUUUAAAGUCCAUAAAAUGAUGCAAAAAUAUUCAUGUAGUCUCUAAUAGAGCUUGGCUAUGAAUAAGAAAGCAUUUGUAAUCAUUAAAUCAAUGCAAAAAUAGUCUAAUAGAGAUUGAAUUAAAAUAUGCUUUUCUAUGACACCAUAAUCAAUUUUUCCAACUUCUUACAAAUAUUAACUUUGGAUUUUAUGAUCAAAUAACAAAAAUUUGUUUUUUCAAUGCUGUACUCUCAGAGAAAUUCUUGAGUGUCUGAGGGCUAUUUUACCAAAAGUUUGAGGUCCUGACUCUUAGAAACUCUCAUAAGAGUAAAGUUAGACAAGUUGCCCAUGAAAAAAAGGUUGGUUGUCUGUGGCACCUGCUUUCUGCUAGGACCCAGCCCUGUUUUUAAUUAGCCAUCUGACACCAGUUAUAACAUAUUAUGAAUACUUUUAAGAAUGUAUAUAUAAACAUUCACCUUUAAAAAAAAUCCAUCUUGCCACAGAACCAGUCAUUUCAUGGUUUCCAAAGUGACAGACAAGAUGACACUCUCCAAGUGUUUUAUCAGAGGCUCUCCUAUUUCCUCAUGACUGGUGAACAUAGCAGUAAGGAAAUUAUGGAAGAAAUUGAAAGGCAAAUUUCAAACCUACAACAAAAGGUAUCAAAAUUUCAGCAUACACUUUCAUAGUUAAGUUACAGUUCAGAUAAUAUCAUUUAAUUAAUGAGGCUACUUAUUGAAAAAUCAGGCAUGUUACAUCUUAUGUCAAUGGUUCUAAGCUUAUUGGACCAUAAAUUCACAGAGUCCAGAAUCAAGUUAUGGACACUGCCUCACUAAGAAGCAAAAAUGAUCUUGAGAGGUGAAGAGGAUUUUUUUUGGGUUCAAAAUUCACAAGUUUUAUCAAAGAUUUGAGGGUUAAAAAGUAUGGGAUUUUUUUUUCUAAAUUUGCAUUGUAUGGAUGCUUUUAAAACUCACUACAAGCUGUAAAAAUGAUCUUGGGAGGUGCAGGGGAUUUGUUUGGGUUCAAAAAUUCAUGAGUUUUAUCAAAGCUUUCAGGGUUAGACAGUAUGGGAUUUUCUUUUUGGUUAAUUUGCAUUGUAGGGAUGCUUUAAAAGCUUACUACAGGUGGAAAGAGUUUUUUUUUUUUGGGGGGGGGGUGGGAAAUCUCUUUACACCUCUUGAUCACAGAAACACCCAAGCCCACCCCACAAUGUCAUUGUGAUAAGAUCUGGAUAAGACCACCAGCUUGUGAAAUGAUUGCUUUGAAGAGCGAACUAGAGAGGAAAAACAAGGAAAAUGUUGUAGAAACUGCAAAUAGGCAUACAUCCAUUGGAGAACAAAACACUAGCAACAUCUAAGGGUGCUUCAUGCUUUGAAAUUGUGGUAAGCUUUAGCCACAGUAUAAAGGAAGCUUCCAUAGAUUUUACUUUAUUAUGCGAAGGAAUUUGAUAUUAUUUUUGUGAGUAUCAAAGAAACAUUUCUACUGAGACUUCUCAUUCUUCCAUCCCUAAUGCUUUCCCUGCCUCCCAUUCCUAUCAAAUAAGUUAAAAUUCAAAUUGAUUCCAAGUACUCUAACAAAUAUCGAAAGUAUCAAUAACAAUAGAACUUUCAUUUGCACGAUAAGAAUGAUACAUUGUAAGAUUUCUGGUCAUAAUAUGGUGUCAAAAAUGCACAUGUAACUUCUCACCAAAGAAAAAAGCUUCUCAUUGAGGUAAAGAAGGUACAAAUCUUUCAGAAGAGAUUUCUGAAUCUAAAUUAUUCAAUAAGUGAAUAAAAUGGACCAAGGAUAUUUUCAGUCAACACACAAACAUCGGAGCAAUUCACCUUGUUAUCGUGCUAAAGAUGCUCUUCCUUCUUGCAUUCCAUUCAGCCUCCUUUCUCAUACAUAAGAUAUUUUGAGGUUUCGAGAAAAAUUCUGUCUCAGAAUAAACGAAUGGGACCGUCCUUUGCCAUAAACAUUGAAAAAAAUCCUUCACCGCUAGGUUUCUUUCGGCCGCCAUGUUGCAGCCAACGUGCAACAAAUUUCGUAAGUUCCCGGGUUGCUUACGACAGAGUGAUCCUGGUACUAAGCUCACCUCCAGUCCGUCCAGUCCGUGUCCACAAAUGUCACACAUUCCACAGGGACGUAUGUCACGCACACCUCUAUUUUGUACACGUUUAACCUUAAGUUUAUAGAUGUUUUUAUGGUACCUUUUUCCUCAGACGGCGUUUGAUUACAAAAACACUAAAGAAUUCGUGACCCCUGCCUCUGUGAAGCUGGAUAAAGAAAGAUAUUCUUCUAAAAUUGAUGGAACUGUUCCUCGGGAGUAUGCAACUCAAUUAAAGGCGCAGGUGGGAAAACAAAGAUCCAUUUAUUUACAGAUCAUAGACUACCCAUAAUCUUAUCAUGACCUUUGUUAUAAAAAAAAAUAGGAGAGUAACUGAGUAUGAGUUAUAGUUAUCGUUGUCGUGAUCGGGAUCGUUAUAGUGGUUCUAAUCGCUAUAGUUGCCUUUCUUGUAAGAAGAGCCCUUUCCAGUAAUCGACACGUUUACAUGAGGUAUUUUUAAUCUGUUUUUCUGUAGAUGGAAACAGCAGAUAAUCAGCUGAAAACAUGCGAGAAAAUAAUCCACAGAUUGUACGGUGAAAACAAUGAUCUUACACAACAAAAUCUGAAUCUGGAGGGAAAGCUCAAGUCAGCAUCACGUUCUCAAGAGAAGCUUCAGCGCAAGAAAGUCCUUCUGCAAAAACUUGUCGAUAAACUCAAUGGUCGAGUAGAAAAAGAUGCGAUGCGACAUCAAUCUUACUUAGUAUUGGAACUCGAUAAAGAUGUUUCUUUAUAAAGGAUCGGUUUAACGGUCUUAAAAUGCGUACGAGAACCAAGAGGGAAAUGUUCAUCCGCACACUUUUUACUGGUUAUGUAAUUGAAACCUUGGGAUCCUUUUUUGUUUCUGAAGAAGAAACAAAUGCUGUGCAAGUCACGUGCCCAUUGGGUUGUUCAAUGAUUUUGUAUCAUCGUAUCGGGAAAAUGUAACGUAAACUUUUUUAUAGGUUUUUUUUAAUCAAUAUUUUCGGACUGGAAAUGUUUUAUUGUACUGAUUUAGUGAGAAACCCUAUAAACGGUGGGUUUUGCACCCUAAAAAAAUGUACAAAGUACUUGGAGGACUUAUUGGCUUCGUACGGUUUCCCCUUUGAUAUUUCAUAUUUUUAGUCAUGGAAGAGGUGUAAGUAUUCAGACUAGGACAAAGCCUAUGUACAUUAUUGCACAAACAAUAAAUGGAGGCAAAACUUCGCACUUGGCCAUAUCGCGGGAAUUUGCGGGAAAAAUCCUGCGUCUCGUAAAUUUUAUUCAGGUUUUAUUCAAGGUUUUCGCAGUGUGAUCUACAAAGCGAUCUUUUGGAAAACCCCGUGGGAACGGAUUUGACUGAAAACUCGGGUUGAUGCUGAAUAACGCGCCAAAGUUUCGGUAGCUAACGAUCCUAAAAACUCUGUUUUUCUGUUGUUCAUCUCAAGAUUAAGACAUUAAUAUUCUCACAAAGCCUUGAAAUUUUAGAAUUGAAAUUGCCGUGAAACGAAACAGAAUACACUAGCUCAGGAGUGAAGACGGGCUCUAUUACUCUUAAGAUUUAUGGUUUGAAGUACAUCAAGGUUCCUAAAUUUUAAGGGACGUGCUCCCCUGAGGACCGAAUCUUGUCACUGAGGUUACCCCACUUCAUUCGCUGGUCUGUCCCCACGUCAGAGAUCUCUCGACUGAGAAUUAUUAGGCGGGAUUUUAAGCUGCAUGAAUAAAAGAUUAAAAAUUCAAACUAUUCUGGUCAUAUUUUGGCAUUGUGUACUUAUUAUUCGCCAUUGUUUGUCCUUCACUUCGUGAUGGAUAAAUUAACAAGUUUUUUAGUUACUGGGUGCCCUGUGGAGGUCACGGCAUACUUGAAUAUUUAUAACGCUCUGCAAAUUUCCAUAUUUGAUCAAACAACAACGCCUCAGAUAUCAGGCGAUUCAGCUGUUUGUUGCCUGAGUUUGAUCAAUGGAUGAAAAGAAAUGGGAAAAUCUUCCCGAUCACAUAAUAGUGGGGAUCAUGUCUUUCCUGGGACUUUCUGACAGGUUAACAGCUUCGCUCGCGUGUAAACAGUGGCGUGAAUGUUUCGGUUCUCCGGUGUUAUGGCAUACAUUCCAUUUCAAAUUCGUCGAUUCAAAAGAGUUCAAGUACGCAAAAUGCCUGGAGAACCACGGUCAUUAUCUAAGAACCGUAGAGAUUCAUUGUAAUCAAGAAGAUAAAAUCAACAGAGAAAGUGCUUGCACGCUUAUCCUUAUGUUAAGCGGUAUAAAAGAGCGAAGGCUUGAAAGGUUUACUGUCAAGUUUCUCGGAGAGAAUCCUUUAUUCUACGCAGGACAGGAAUUUAUCGAGUGUUUACGAGUUCUGUUCGACAAACCCAAUGAGGAUGUUGAAGUGCUCUCGACGUUGAAGUUAGUGGAUCUAAGCAAACUUCCGAUCGCCUAUAGCGACAAUUUAAUUAACUGCUUGGUGGAAAAUAAUCGCGACUUAGAGUCACUGAAUAUUCAAAACGCGGCCCUUGUUUGCAAAGUCACUUCCAGUUGCAUAGAAAAUGUGCUUGACAUGUGCCGGAAGAUGAAGUCCCUCGCGCUUCAUCAUACUAGCGUGACAGAGGAGAUAUUGUUGUCUCUCGCUGAAGAGAACCGGACUCCCCUCAAUCACCUCUCUAUCGACUGUAGACGAGAGGAAAAAUUUGGAAAAGACAUAACAUCAGAAACGUGGGAAGUCGUUAGGAGGAAGAUUCCUAACUUGCGUGUCACGCUAGCUUUCGACACUUCCUGUCCGAUGUACAAGGUUGAUAUGAUUUUGAAGCCCGAAGUUCCGGUGAAAAACCUUCGCCUGGAAGUCAUGUCCCAAGUCAUUGACCAAGUUUAUUUUGCUGCCAUGAACUACAGUGAAACUUUGGAGAUGUUGUCGAUUAGUACGACAAGUAGCGAGGAACUCGAAAAGGCGUUGUUGUAUCUUGUCACGAGGUGUGAUGGACUAAGAGAGCUAUUUGUGUUCCAGUGUUACAUUUCGCACGACACGAAACAAAAGAUUCUGGAACUUCGUCCUCAAUUGCAAAAAUGCUAUAUCAAGACUAAGCAGCUGCCAACGAAUUGA
Messenger RNA from Pocillopora meandrina, 20847 nucleotides. NCBI's taxonomy places the organism in Eukaryota, Metazoa, Cnidaria, Anthozoa, Scleractinia, Pocilloporidae. The record is from the annotation of a GenBank genome assembly.